AGAAUCCAUCAUUUCUGUUUUUUCACUAUACUUGGGAACUUCUCAUGACUAAUGAGAUUCGUAUGCUUUUACCAUUUGUUAAGGUGGUCUAGUGGGGAUACAUUAAACAAAACUUAAGAUUCAAUGAGCCUGAUGCCAAUUCUAGUGCUAUUCAUUUUUCUUUCUUAAGGUCAUUUGCUCAUUGCCAGGAAAUCAGAAUUAAGGAACUCAUCGCUGUCUUCAUAUUUCUUUUCUCAAGUGUUAACCUAUUAUAUACAUCCUGGGGAGAACAGUUUGAACUUGUUUCAGGCGAGUGUGUAGAUCUGUACAUCUGGCCUAUAAUAUAUUAACGUCACCAUUGAUCAACAAUGUUCAAUAUCCUGAGCUUUACUUGUAUGGUAGUAGGUAUGCCACAAGACCUAUAGUUUUGACUUAAAAAUGUAUCCACUUCUAUAGUCGGUAUGGAAUUACAAAGAUCUUGCUGUUUUAAGCGUUUAAGAUCCCAGUCUGUUUAGCGUUGUUUUAUCCUCUUCUAUCUUCUCUCUCUCUCUCUAGAGCUUCUCUUUUCUCACUUGUUGAAAAUAUUGAAAUGUGCUGUUGACAACAUUCUCAAGGAAUAGUCACUAUCAUAAGUUGUUAUUGUACAUGUAAUAUAAAUAUAAUGUUGCUUCUCUUUUCUCACUUGUUGAAAAUAUUGAAAUAUGUUGUUGACAAUAUUCUCAAGGAAUUGUCACUAUCAUAAGUUGUUAUUGUACAUGUAAUAUAAAUAUAAUGUUGCUUCUCUUUUCUCACUUGUUGAAAAUAUUGAAAUGUGCUGUUAACGAUAUUCUCAAGGAAUUGUCAACGAUAUUCUCAAGGAAUUGUCACUAUCAUUAGUUGUUAUUGUACAUGUAAUAUAAAUAUAAUGUUGGGUUAAGUCCUGCCAUGAGUACUAUGUAAAGAGAUUUUAAACAUUUUCAGAUUUAAGGGACGAGUCACAUGCUGCCUCCCACAUGGAGGAGGAUGCUGAGUCCCAGACAGUGCAUUCUGAGCCAAAAGCUGCUGUUGAAGCGUAUUCUUUUUCCAAUUCCAGUGAAAGAGCAAACGACUUCUGCUUCAGAACUUGUCGAAGAUGAUGUGGAAAAGAAUAAGAAGAGACACUUGAAUGUGGUAUUCAUCGGUCAUGUUGAUGCUGGAAAGUCUACCAUUGGAGGCCAGAUACUAUACCUCAGUGGCCAAGUUGAUGAGCGCACAAUCCAAAAAUAUGAGAAAGAAGCUAAGGAUAAAAGUAGAGAGAGCUGGUAUAUGGCAUAUAUUAUGGAUACCAAUGAAGAGGAGAGGGCGAAGGGGAAAACAGUUGAAGUUGGACGAGCACAUUUUGAGACAGAGACUACACGAUAUACCAUAUUGGAUGCACCGGGCCAUAAAAGUUAUGUACCUAAUAUGAUUAGCGGUGCUUCUCAAGCUGAUAUAGGUGUACUGGUCAUAUCUGCUCGAAAAGGGGAAUUUGAAACUGGAUAUGAGAGAGGUGGACAGACGCGUGAACAUGUUCAACUUGCAAAGACUUUGGGUGUUUCAAAGCUGCUGGUUGUUGUCAAUAAAAUGGACGAUUCAACCGUUAACUGGUCAAAGGAGAGGUAUGAUGAAAUUGAGUCAAAGAUGGUCCCCUUUUUAAGGUCUUCAGGAUACAAUGUGAAAAAAGAUAUUCAGUUUCUUCCAAUAUCUGGCCUUUAUGGUACCAAUUUGCAAACAAGAAUGAGCAAAACUGUAUGUCCAUGGUGGGAUGGCCAAUGUCUCUUUGAAGUCCUUGAUGUUAUAGAUGUUCCACUACGUGAUCCAAAAGCUCCAUUCAGAAUGCCUAUUAUCGACAAGUUCAAGGACAUGGGGACUGUUGUUAUGGGGAAAGUAGAAUCUGGUAGUGUACGUGAGGGCAGUAACCUGCUGAUUAUGCCAAACAAGGUUCAAGUGAAAGUUGUUGCCUUAUAUUGUGAUGAAGACAGAUGUAGGAGUGCAGCCCCUGGUGAGAAUCUACGAGUCCGAGUAUCUGGGAUUGAAGAAGAAGACAUACUAUCGGGUUUUGUUCUUUCCAGCGUUGAAAAACCAAUAGCAGCUGUUUAUGAGUUUGUCGCUCAGUUGCAUAUUCUUGAAUUGCUGGAAAAUGCUAUUUUCACUGCUGGUUACAAGGCUAUAUUGCACAUUCAUGCUGUUGUUGAGGAAUGCGAGAUUAUUGAACUGAUGCAGCAAAUUGAUCCUAAAACUAGGAAACCUAUGAAAAAGAAGGUGCUCUUUGUGAAGAAUGGUGCUGUUGUCAUAUGCCGUAUUCAGGUGACUAAUAUGAUAUGCAUUGAGAAAUUCUCGGAAUUUCAGCAGCUUGGUCGGUUCACACUCCGCACAGAAGGAAAAACAGUUGCAAUUGGAAAAGUUACGGAGCUUGGUGCAUAAACAAUUUUGUGUGCAAGUACAUGAGCGGCUAAUUGGGAGCAAGAGUUGAGAGUAUAAAUCAAUUGGCAUAUGAUCCUGCUACUUCUCUUAUCUAGUUGAUUGUUUUUGGUGAAAUGGGUAUGGUUCUUGAUCUGUUUUUCUAACGAUCAUAUUAUACUGAAUCAUACGCUCUAGGCGAGUAAACGACCAUAUAUUGCACAUUUUACUAGCACUCCAGGAACUUGUUCUUCUGCGAAAGAACAAGCACAAUUUGUUUCCGGUUAUGGCCUAAUGAAGAUCUUGUUUUUUGAAUACUAAAAUCUAACUUUUGUUG
Cynara cardunculus var. scolymus (artichoke) is the source of this 2713-nucleotide messenger RNA. RefSeq names its product eukaryotic peptide chain release factor GTP-binding subunit ERF3A-like. The record is from RefSeq and is a predicted model, not a curated record. NCBI's taxonomy places the organism in Eukaryota, Viridiplantae, Streptophyta, Magnoliopsida, Asterales, Asteraceae. The transcript has 16 exons. Gene Ontology annotation, cellular component: translation release factor complex. Gene Ontology annotation, biological process: translation. Gene Ontology annotation, molecular function: GTP binding; GTPase activity; translation release factor activity. The coding region runs from base 958 to 2400 and encodes 480 amino acids.